AUGGACAUGUUCAUGAAGGGCCUGUCCAUGGCCAAGGAGGGCGUGGUAGCUGCUGCAGAGAAGACCAAACAGGGGGUCACGGAAGCUGCAGAAAAGACCAAGGAGGGUGUCCUCUAUGUUGGAAACAAGACCCGGGAGGGGGUGGUACAAGGCGUCACAUCAGUGGCGGAGAAGACCAAGGAGCAAGCGUCCCAGCUGGGAGGAGCGGUGUUCUCCGGGGCUGGGAACAUCGCCGCUGCCACGGGUCUGGUGAAGAAAGAAGAGUUUCCCACCGACCUGAAGCCAGAAGAAGUGGGCCAAGAGGUUGGGGAAGAGCCAAUGGCUGAGCCCCUGCUGGAUACUGAAGGAGAGAGUUAUGAAGAGCCCCCCCAGGAGGAAUACCAGGAAUAUGAACCAGAAGCAUAAUGGGCCAGGCUCCGGCCCUCCCACCAGCAGCACAAUAACUGGUCCCCCAACCCCCAGAGCCAGGGCUAACCCCUACUUCCACUCCCUUCAACACAAGACCUUCCUGACCCAAGCUCCUUUCCCCUUCCCUGAAGUCUGUGUUUGGUGUCUGUCCCUCCCUCCAUCCUGGGGGCAGCGGGCAGGGUGGAGAGCCUGGGAAUCUCCCAGUUCUCCUCCCCCAGCCACCCCCUCUCCCAGGGUAGGAUACAGCAUGGCCCAUAUGUUUUUAAACAAAGUUAGGCAAAAUCAUUCCUGGCCUAGGCUGAGACUGAGGUACUUCCUGCCUGGCUGGGGGGUUCCUGGGUGAGCUUGGGUCCCCCCCAUACUUCCUCCCUUCUACUGGGCUCCCCAGGGUAACCUGGAUCCCCUCCAGGACCUAAGAACUUGUGUUUUUAACCCAAAGCAGGAGCCAGGCCAUGUAUUUCCAUCCCUUACCUCCGGUUCCUCUGUCCCCUGCCCUCCCUCUGAAAAUUUCACUGGAGUCACCCCCAACCUGACCCGGCCCGGGCAGUGUGUUGUGACUGUGGCAUGGAGACACCCUUCCCUUCCUGUGUGUGUGUGUCAUGGGGCUGCAUCCCAUCCUGGGGCUCCCCAGUGUGUCCAUGAAUAAAGCCAAUUGUCUG
Molecule: messenger RNA, 1067 nt
Organism: Gracilinanus agilis (Agile Gracile Mouse Opossum)
Lineage: Eukaryota; Metazoa; Chordata; Mammalia; Didelphimorphia; Didelphidae
Gene: SNCB
Product: synuclein beta
Exons: 5
Coding region: 1-405 (134 amino acids)
Biological process (GO): synaptic vesicle endocytosis; synapse organization; chemical synaptic transmission
Cellular component (GO): axon terminus; neuronal cell body; cytoplasm
Molecular function (GO): cuprous ion binding
Source: RefSeq, a predicted model, not a curated record